Dentiscutata heterogama is the source of this 1384-nucleotide messenger RNA. The record is from the annotation of a GenBank genome assembly. Lineage: Eukaryota; Fungi; Glomeromycota; Glomeromycetes; Diversisporales; Gigasporaceae.
AUAUUUGUCCAAUGGCAGCGAUUGGAGGUUUUCUAUUUGGAAAUGUCGAUGAAGAAGGUCAUUUAGAAGAUUCAGGGCUUGGUGAGGAAAUCCGUGAAUCUUUGCAAAAAGGCGCCGAAGAAGGUGCUGUAUUAAGUCAGAUUUUCUCGGUCCGAUCAUUGGGAAUUGAAAUUGACGACGCCGCUGCUGAAAGUGAAGCAUCUGCACACACACCAACAUAUGCUCCAGAAGAGUCCAGCACUAAACACGCUGAUGGUGCUGUUGACUAUUCAGAGUCUAUGGAGGUUUACACAGAUGAUCCAGGCGAGCUGGUGUUUACAGAAACACACUAUCAGCAAGGCUUAAACCGCUUAAACCGCGUCAAAGAGAUUAUGCAAACAUCGGGCUUACCGCCUCAGCAAACUUUAAAUUUUGAAGAAACAAGUGGCUAUAAAAUGGAAGAUAUUCAUAUGCACGGAAUAUCAAGUCUGCCUAAAAACGGAUUUGAAUUUCACGCUAACGCUCAGCAUGAUAUAGAAAUACCUGGCUCUCAACCAUCCGUUAAUGAAAUGUUCGACAUAAAAACUUUGUACCCUGCGUUCGAAAAGGAUAAGAUCUUGAAAUUUUCAGAUUUAUUUGCAACUAAAACUAAAAAUCGAAAGCUAAACCCUUUAAGCAGACAUGAUGAGACACAGCUACAAUUUAAUUUUGAAAUAGAUGAUCAAAAACUAUUCGAAUCAUCUCAACAGUUCCUUACUGAAAAACUAUGCCUUGAUGACAACGUUGAAAACAAAGCUAUUAUCGAUACACCUACUUCACCUAUGAGUCAAAUAUCAGAAAACAAUUAUGAGAUUGAUGAUGUUGAUUUCAAGCUUGAUGAUGAUAAGCAUGUACAUGAAGUAGGACAAUUAUUUUGGAAAGUUCCUGAUAAUCCCAAUACUUAUUAUUCCGUUACAAUGAGUACAUGGGAAGAUAAGAUUUCAUGGGAUAGUGACGGUGACGAAGGUGGCGACGAAUCGGCUAGUUCAAGCGAUGACAAAGUACUUAAGCAGUCCAACAUGCCUUUCAGUUAUCGAAAUACCGAGUUCGAAAGUGGAGAGUGGCUUAACUCUAUACUAUGGGACGAUUAUAAAGGCUUUGCUCCUUUUGCAAAAUUAACGCUAGAUAUGAAUGAUCCGAACAUGCUUUUCAAUUAUUCUGCUAUUGACUUACCAACAAUAACUAAUCCUGAUUUACAAGGUCAAUAUGACGUUAAAAAAAUAAAAAAAAAAUCUCCGAUGGAGAUUGAUAAAUCAUUAAAUUUCGAUGCAUAUAAAUCUGUUGCUUUUGACGACAGCCCACCUUAUGAAGCAUCUUUCGAUAAUGAGCAAAUGGAAUUUAAAAGACGGCUCAAUUCCGGACAAAU